UUCCCUCCCUCACUCCUGGAGAGAGAAGCUCAAGCCUGACGCCGCUGAAAAGGCAACAGCACUUGCCUGAUUCAAAGACCUAAGGAAAUUCUCUUUGACCGACACACGCUUCAGGCUCAGUUCCCAGCGACAGGGAAGAUCCAUGCAGAUUAAAAACAAACAAAUAAAAAAAACCACCCCAAAACGUGAAAUCAGACCCUUGGAUCUUAGUUUUGGCCUUGUACACGAGAACAGAAGAGGAGCUGUCAAGCUUUGCAUAUCAAGUAGCCACUGAGCUGUUUGACAGCUUUUGGGUUUCAGCCCCAUUGGGAAUGAGGCAGCUCAGGAAACUGUGUCCUGUAGUCAAAUGAUGCUGCUCUAGCACAAUGGCAGGCAGCCCAUGAUCUGACAGGAGGAUCUGUCCUAGGAAGGCAGCGCUGGGAUUGGUAAUUGGUUCCCUGAGAAAGGAGAGAAGAUUCUUUUGGGAAAAUACAGCUGGUGGAUAGUAUGUAAAAAGAAGUCCACACACACGGGGAUAUUGAUACACUCCUGCUGGGUUUGUGGAUCCACCUAAACAAAGGUUUUACCACCUGUAUUUUUUUUUCCCCUUCAGUCUUGGUAAUGUGGGCUUUUGGUAACGUUUCAGCUGAUUCAUCCAUCCCUAGACGCUUCUUCGGUGGCCAAGCCAAUCACUGAGUAAGCCUACUGGGGCCUUCUUUUAGCUGAAGAACUUUCAAAGUUCAGCCAAGAUUGCACAACCACCACCGGGGGCCAUUUGUUCUGGGGGGAUCCCAGCUCACAUCUGUACAUCGGGCAUUCAAAACCCAGGCCUGUCGUACUGGGGAGGCAGUUACAAUAAUCUCAGUGCGAAGGGGAAAUAGGAGUGAGUUAACCCAUCUCGUGUGAGAGGUGACUAAAAAGAUUUUACCCUGUCUGCUCCAGCCCCCCCACCGCCACUCCCCCCUCCUUUUCCCCCUCUCCCCCGCCCCACCCCACAGAGAAUGGGGGCUGUGCUCCUCAAGCGUGGGGGCUGCCUCCUGCUGUGGCUGGCCUUGCUGCUGGGCUGCUGGGCUGAGCUUGGCAGUGGCCUAGAGUUCCCGGGGGCUGAGGGCCAAUGGACCCGUUUCCCAAAGUGGAAUGCCUGCUGUGAGAGUGAAAUGAGCUUCAACAUGAAGACACGCAGCUCCAGUGGCCUGGUCCUUUACUUUGAUGAUGAGGGCUUCUGUGAUUUCCUGGAACUCAUCCUGACCCAAGGGGGCCGGCUCCAGCUCAGCUUCUCUAUCUUCUGUGCCGAACCUGCCACCUUGUUGUCCGAUACUCCUGUCAACGACAACCUUUGGCACACAGUGGUCAUCCGCCGCCAUUUUAAGAAUACAACAUUAAUUAUUGACCAGACAGAGGCUAAAUGGGUAGAAGUAAAGUCCAAGCGGCGUGAUAUGACAGUCUUCAGUGGCCUUUUCUUAGGUGGGCUCCCACCUGAAUUGCGCUCAGCAACACUGAAACUGACGCUGUCCUCAGUGAAGGAUCGGGAGCCCUUUAAGGGCUGGAUAACUGAUGUCAGAGUCAAUUACACACAGACCUCACCUGUGGAGAGCCAGGAGGUACGGCUGGAUGACGAGCAGAGUCGCUUAUGCGCCAGGGAUGAUGUCUGCCUUAAUGGUGGCGUCUGCUCAGUGCUCAACGACCAGGCCGUCUGUGACUGCUCCCAAACUGGUUUUCGGGGGAAAGACUGCAGCGAAGAAGACAACUAUGUGGAAGGUCUGGCGCACCUGAUGAUGGGCGACCAAGGAAAAGAAGAAUACAUUGCAACAUUCAAGGGAUCGGAAUACUUCUGCUAUGACUUAUCACAGAACCCUAUACAGAGCAGCAGUGAUGAAAUAACUCUGUCAUUUAAAACUCUUCAGAGAAAUGGACUUAUGCUUCACACAGGAAAAUCAGCUGAUUAUGUCAAUCUUGCACUGAAAAAUGGAGCUGUCUCCUUGGUCAUUAAUUUGGGCUCAGGGGCCUUUGAAGCACUGGUGGAACCUGUGAAUGGGAAAUUUAAUGACAAUGCCUGGCAUGAUGUGAAAGUAACCAGGAAUCUGCGUCAGCACUCAGGCAUUGGACACGCUAUGGUAAACAAACUACAUUGUUCGGUGACAAUAUCAGUGGAUGGAAUUCUGACCACUACGGGCUACACGCAAGAAGACUACACCAUGCUGGGUUCUGAUGACUUUUUCUAUGUUGGAGGCAGUCCUAGCACAGCAGACCUUCCAGGGUCACCAGUCAGUAACAACUUUAUGGGCUGUCUCAAAGAGGUUGUAUAUAAAAAUAAUGACGUCAGGUUGGAAUUAUCUCGACUAGCCAAGCAAGGAGAUCAUAAAAUGAAGAUUCACGGUGUUGUGGCAUUUAAAUGUGAAAACGUUGCAACUUUGGAUCCCAUCACAUUUGAAACACCUGAGUCUUUCAUCUCUUUGCCAAAGUGGAAUGCCAAGAAAACAGGCUCGAUAUCAUUUGACUUUCGCACAACUGAGCCAAAUGGCCUGAUUCUUUUCAGUCAUGGAAAACCCAGGCACCAAAAAGAUGCCAAACACCCCCAAAUGGUGAAGGUUGACUUUUUUGCUAUUGAGAUGCUUGAUGGUCAUCUUUACUUGCUGUUAGACAUGGGAUCAGGUACUACUAAAACAAAAGCCUUACAGAAGAAAGUAAAUGAUGGAGAAUGGUACCAUGUAGACUUUCAGCGGGAUGGACGAGCAGGUACCAUUUCUGUGAAUACUCUGCGUACACCUUACAAUGCACCUGGAGAAAGUGAAAUCCUAGACCUAGAUGAUGACUUGUAUCUUGGGGGCUUACCAGAAAAUAAAGCUGGCCUGGUCUUUCCAACAGAGGUGUGGACGGCACUCCUCAAUUAUGGAUACGUUGGCUGCAUUAGGGAUUUGUUUAUUGAUGGCCAAAGCAAAGAUAUUCGACAAAUGGCUGAAAUUCAGAGCACUGCUGGAGUGAAGCCUUCAUGUUCAAGAGAAACUGCCAAACCAUGCCUUAGCAACCCAUGCAAAAACAAUGGCGUAUGCAGGGAUGGGUGGAACAGAUAUGUCUGUGAUUGUUCUGGUACAGGAUACCUUGGCAGAUCAUGUGAGAGAGAGGCCACCAUUUUAAGCUACGAUGGAAGUAUGUUUAUGAAAAUACAGCUCCCAGUUGUGAUGCACACAGAGGCUGAAGAUGUGUCUUUGCGAUUCAGGUCCCAACGAGCUUACGGCAUUUUAAUGGCAACCACUUCUAGGGAAUCUGCAGACACGCUCCGGUUAGAGCUGGAUGCAGGACGAGUAAAACUAACGGUCAACCUAGACUGUAUCAGGAUUAACUGUAAUUCCAGCAAAGGUCCAGAAACCCUUUUUGCUGGCUAUAACCUCAAUGAUAAUGAGUGGCACACGGUGCGUGUGGUUCGUCGAGGAAAAAGUUUAAAGUUAAUGGUGGAUGACCAGCAAGCUAUGACAGGUCAGAUGGCUGGUGAUCACACGAGACUGGAAUUCCAUAACAUUGAGACGGGAAUCAUAACGGAACGUCGCUACCUGUCCUCUGUUCCCUCUAAUUUCAUUGGCCAUUUGCAAAGUCUCACGUUUAAUGGCAUGGCAUACAUUGACUUGUGUAAAAAUGGGGACAUUGAUUACUGUGAACUAAAUGCCAGAUUUGGGUUUAGGAACAUCAUAGCAGACCCUGUAACCUUUAAAACGAAAGCAAGUUUUGUUGCACUGGCCACACUGCAAGCCUACACAUCUAUGCAUCUUUUUUUCCAGUUCAAAACAACAUCUCUGGAUGGAUUGAUACUCUAUAAUAGUGGGGACGGAAAUGAUUUCAUCGUGGUUGAGUUAGUUAAAGGCUACUUGCACUAUGUGUUUGAUUUAGGAAAUGGUGCGAAUCUCAUCAAAGGAAGUUCUAAUAAACCUCUGAAUGACAACCAGUGGCACAAUGUGAUGAUAUCAAGAGAUACCAAUAACCUUCAUACUGUAAAGAUUGACACUAAAAUUACAACACAAAGCACAGCAGGAGCCAGAAACUUAGAUCUCAAAAGUGACUUGUACAUUGGAGGAGUAGCCAAAGAAAUGUAUAAAUCCUUACCAAAACUAGUACAUGCAAAAGAGGGAUUUCAAGGUUGCCUUGCAUCAGUAGACCUGAAUGGACGUCUCCCUGAUCUUAUCUCGGAUGCUCUGUUUUGCAACGGGCAAAUAGAAAGAGGAUGUGAAGGCCCCAGCACAACCUGCCAAGAGGAUUCAUGUGCAAACCAAGGAGUGUGCCUACAGCAGUGGGAUGGAUUUAGCUGUGACUGUAGUAUGACCUCCUUUAGUGGACCAUUAUGCAAUGACCCGGGAACAACAUAUAUCUUUAGCAAAGGUGGUGGACAAAUCACUUAUACGUGGCCUCCGAAUGAUCGGCCAAGCACUCGUGCAGACAGACUGGCAAUAGGGUUUAGCACUGUUCAAAAAGAAGCUGUUUUGGUACGAGUGGACAGUACUAGUGGGCUCGGAGACUAUUUAGAGCUUCAUAUCCACCAAGGAAAAAUUGGAGUUAAAUUUAAUGUUGGAACUGAUGACAUCUCUAUUGAAGAGGUCAACGCAAUCAUUAAUGAUGGAAAAUACCACGUAGUACGUUUUACAAGAAGUGGUGGUAAUGCCACAUUACAGGUGGACAACUGGCCCGUUAUAGAACGUUACCCAGCAGGAAACAAUGAUAACGAGCGCCUGGCGAUUGCUAGACAGCGAAUUCCAUAUCGACUUGGUCGAGUAGUUGAUGAAUGGCUACUCGACAAAGGACGUCAGCUCACAAUCUUCAAUAGUCAAGCAACCAUAAAAAUUGGAGGCAAGGAACGUGGCCAUCCAUUCCAAGGCCAGCUCUCUGGUCUUUACUACAAUGGCUUGAAAGUUCUGAAUAUGGCAGCUGAAAAUGAUGCCAACAUCGUGAUAGAAGGAAAUGUGAGACUUGUUGGUGAAGUGCCUUCCUCUAUGACAACUGAGUCAACGGCAACAGCGAUGCAGUCUGAGAUGUCCACAUCAGUCAUGGAAACCACCACCACUUUGGCCACAAGCACUGUCAGAAGAGGAAAGCCCCCCACAAAAGAACCUAUUGGUCAGACCACAGAUGACAUCCUGGUGGCCUCGGCUGAAUGUCCCAGCGAUGAUGAGGAUAUUGAUCCCUGUGAGCCGAGCUCAGGUGGGUUAGCAAAUCCUACCAGAGCAGGUGGAAGAGAGUAUCCUGGCCCAUCGGAGGUGAUUCGUGAAUCCAGCAGCACAACAGGCAUGGUAGUUGGCAUCGUAGCGGCAGCAGCACUGUGUAUCCUAAUCCUCCUGUAUGCCAUGUACAAGUACAGAAACAGAGAUGAAGGCUCAUACCAUGUAGACGAGAGUCGAAACUACAUCAGUAACUCAGCACAAUCCAACGGGGCUGUGAUUAAGGAAAAACAGCCCAGCAGUGCUAAAAGUUCCAACAAAAACAAGAAAAAUAAGGAUAAGGAAUACUAUGUCUGAUCCCAACAUCUAAAAGAACACUUGUAUAGAAAUAGUCUUCAUUUUAUCUGAGACAUAAUACAAACUUAUUUACUUUACUUUUUAUGAAGCACAUACAAAACAAACAAACAAAGACAAGACAGGGAAUGCAGUCAGAAAGGAAAGACUGUUUUUAAAAACAAGCAUUUCAUGCUCUUGUUUUUCAGAAACAGGAGUCAAUACAUUCCCUAGCAUCCACAGUGUUUUCAUUUACUCUGCCUGUCUUUAUGUUGCUGGAACAUUUCUGAGAGACAAUGAUGACACCAUGCAUUCAUAAAGCAAGGAGUAUUACUACGACAUCAAGGCACAAUAUGAAACAAAACCAAUAAAAAACACAAAACAGAAAAAAAAAGAAAAAAAAGAAGCUACCUAUGAUUCCGGAUUUAGCCAAAGUGCUAGCGCUUUCUUGAGAAGUAAGUUAGUCUUAUUGCCAGAGAAGACUGUCAUUAUACAGAGUGAUUCAGCGAGCAAACACAAAGAGUUUGCCAUCUGGUGCAGUGAAGCAAUGAUUGGAAACUUGCAUUUGGAAACAAAGUGCUGGCUUUUCUGAAGACUUGCGUUAAAACACUUUCAAAAAGCCCCUUUCUGGUUGUGAGGAAAAUAGUACGGAGGCCUUAUUUUCAAAAACAAAACAAAAAGUACGGAAUAUAAGGCACAUUUUCACAAAAAAACAAGAGGGCAUAGAUGCAAUCAUUGGGAAAUUUUCAUGCACGCUUAAUAUGUUAUUACAUAUGUUUAUAUAAAAACACAUCUAUAUGUGCUUUCUGGACUGUGAUAAGUGAUGUUUUAUAGCCUGUUGUAUAGAAAAUGCAAACUAUAUCUGCUCUUCGGCCAUUUUUGGUAAACUCAAUGUUAUAAGUGUUGCUAGGUAUAGAAAGUUUUAUGACAUCUGGAGCAACAGACAUAUUUCAGUUUUUUGCAGCCAUUAUAAAUUGUCACAAUUUUCUUCCUUUUUUAUUUUAAAUUUACAGUGUGGUGAUUAUACUAAGGGGGAUGUGUAUGAAUGUAUAUAAGAGUCAGCUAAUUUUUUUCUUACCUGUACAGCCUCUAUUCUGUUGCAAUUCAGUUUUAGUAGUUUGUAUGAAAGAAGUGGAUUAGAAAGAAAAAAUAUAUAUAUAUCUAUUGUAUUUUCCUCUCCCCUCCUAUCCCCAGUUCCUGCUUCCUAUACAUGUCAAUUUAGUUAAUCAGGAUCGCCAGUUUUCCCUGAAAUAUACCACAUCCAUAAACUAACUGAGUAUUUAGUGACUUAAAGUGACCUUUUGGCUCCAAUCAAAGUUUAAUCAUUGGGCAGCAUCUUUUGUUUUAAAGAAAUCAUGCUCCCUGGGAAAUGAUGAAGGCUUUGGGAAUCUUAAUUAUGAAUCAUACAGCAUGUAUCUGGCAUUCUGUUGUAAGUGUGAUAACCACUACACAAGUGAGCGGUAUAAGACCUAAAAGUUUGAGUCCUUCAGAUUACCCUGGCUACUUCAACUGAGGAAUCCCCCAACCCUAUCCCCCAUAAAAAUAACUUGAUGCGCAUGCUAAACAUUUUUUUUCAAAAUUGUGCAUUUUGUCAUAAGAAAAGAAGUAUUUUUAGCUAAGUUUAUUCUAUAGUAUUACAAGGUACCAUAACCACACACUGAAAUAUAAGUUGAGCACUGAUCAUAUUUUAAAAUAAUACUUAAUUGUUUUCUCUACAUAUAUAAAUAACACUACUGCAUUUUAGUUAAACAUAUUAAAUAUGAUAAUGUUAUGAAUUUACACAUUAAGGUUUUUUUUUAAUGUUGUUUCAUUGGGUUCACAGCAAUAAAUCACAGAGUAACAUUUUACGUAUAUGGAAGCUCAAAGGGAAUAUGUUAGGCUGAGAAAGGGUAGUUCAAUAGAAAUCAACUGAAUCACUAGAAGGCCUCCUGGGAGGAAUAUAGAUGUUCACACUUUACAGACAGGAAGAAAGAAUUUAAAAUUAGCUUUGAACAGCAGGGGCAACACAUCUUCUGGUGUGUUAUUCACUGUAGCUGAUGAAAAAUGCUGGGUAUUGGUACAGCUAUCUAUCUUGGACACAGAGUGCUUUGGAAAUACAUGUCGCUGACAUGAGAGUGCCACUCUCAGAGGUUGCCAGAUAAACCAAGGUAUGUAUUAUACCAUAUUUGUAAGGGAUUUUUCUUUCCAUGAGCAUUUGCAGGAAGUGGAGGUAAGGUUGUCUGACAGGGUCUUUUUUUGCUUGUUUGGCAGUUUGUUUGUUUGUUUUUAAACGCUGUUCAAAAUCAUCUCUUUGAUUCAUUGUUCACUUGUGGCACUCUUAACUUCACCCAUCUUUGUUAGUCAGCUGUACUCAGGGAAAGCUAGGGAAUAGGUAUGCUGAAGGCCAAUAUUUAAAUCAUGAGUUUUCAGCCAGUGGGAGUGGGGGUGGGAGGGAAGAAGUUGACUGCCAGAUAAUGUUUAGAACUGAGAUUUCCAGGGCUUCGAGAUAUGUGGAAGGACAAAGAUGAGCUGAACAAAGGAGUUCUGCAAUGGUACAGUAUAUGGUUUGGGCAGGUGGAUAUGGUUCUUUAUAGCUUGAUGUGGAUUGUUGCAACCCAAGUAGCGUGACCAGGUCACCUGUCAAGCAGUUAAUGUGCCAAUAGGCAGACGUGUUAACUAAAUAAUGACAUCAAAGAAUAAAAGAUAUGCAACUGCUAAACAAAUACAUUUUAACACUGUUUCUGGAAGUUCUCUUUUUUCUCUUUGAUUUCAUGAUUUAAUGAAGAACAAACACAGAAGUAUCAGUUUCAGAAGCUUCAAUAACUGAAUUAAAAUUCCUUUAUGUUAAAACUACCUAACAGAAAAUUGGAUCCCUACUAUAUAAUAAUCUAAUUUGUUGAUUGUGAUAGCUUCAUUUCUAUUACUGUAUUGUAUUGCUUUUUUUAACAAACCGCUAAAAUAAUGUGCAAAAUGAUUCCAAACCCAAAACAUCAAAAAGAGGCCCAAUGCCCCUAACCUUAUAGUGCUUUCUGUGAUAGAUAUUUACAAAUUUUUUGAUUUGUUGCAAGGCCAAUUUAUCCAUUAUUGGAAAUGCUAAGCAAGUGGAAUUUACUGUUUUGUUAAUAAAAAUGUUUCUUAAUACAA
This is a messenger RNA of Alligator mississippiensis (American alligator), 8576 nucleotides long. RefSeq names its product neurexin 1 (gene NRXN1). The transcript is spliced from 22 exons. The coding region runs from base 981 to 5477 and encodes 1498 amino acids. NCBI's taxonomy places the organism in Eukaryota, Metazoa, Chordata, Crocodylia, Alligatoridae. The record is from RefSeq and is a predicted model, not a curated record.